UCUUCCGCCUUCGCUACCACCACUCUCACACUACCCAGUGAUGGCUGCUUAUGGAGCUGCCGUUUCUCUCAAAAACACGAUUCAGAGUCUUCUAGAAUCGUCUCGCAUUUCGCUGGUUCCUCCCUCUCCACAGAUCUUACGAUCUGCCUACAAUGCUAUGUCUUUUUUGCUGGAAGUUCUGAGCAAAUUGGACAACACGGGCUACAGCAAGAUCAGGGCGAAGGUGAACGCUUUGGAUGAUCGAAUCAAAGAGGUCAUAUGGGAAUUCGAAGAUUUACUCGAAUCCCAUUACGCUGAUCAGAUUCUUCCACAGCUUGAAAGCAAGAGAGAUCGCUUGCCUUUCUUAGUUGAUAUGCAGAGUCUGCGCCAGAGUGUCGAUCGCUUCAUCGAGAGGAUGACGCUGAUGGAGGCAGAGUACGAUAUGGAGCUGCUGAAUAUGCCUGAAGAAGAAGGUGAAUCUCUUUCCUCGAGAAUUGAUUUUCGUGGCAUCAACUCAAACAUGGUUGGAUUGUCCGAUCUAUUUGAAGAAGUGAGGGAUUUUCUUCUUCUAGGUGGAGAAGGUGAAGAUGAAGAUGCUAAAGAGAAUUGUUUAUUAGUAACUGGGAUGGCGGGGGUUGGAAAGACUACUCUUGUUAAGAAAGUAUUUGACGAUCCAUCGAUUCAGAUACAUUUCGAGCUUCGAGCAUGGGUCAAAGUGGGCAGAAAAUGUGAAUUCAAUGAAACAUUACAGUGCAUUAUAGCUCAGGUGGAUCCUAACACUCACCACCAAAUGCUUACCCAGAGAGACAAUGAUGACAACGAUAAAUUACUUGGACUCAUGAAAGAGAGACUCAUGGAUAAGAAAUGUCUCAUUGUGCUAGAUGAUGUAUGGAAAUGGGACACACGAUUAAUGGGUAACUUGCGAAAAAGGAAUGUCCGAAUUUUACUUACAAGUAGGCUAAGAAUUGGAAAUUCUCCAAUUAAUCAUGUAUUAAGCUUGUUGAAUGAAGAAGAAAGUAUGGAAUUACUUGGUAAGAAGGUGUUCGGUGAAAAAGGUUUUCCACCCGACCUUGAGGAAAUGGGUAAGAAGAUUGCACAAAAAUGUGAAGGUCUACCACUUAUGAUAAUUACAGUUGCAAAUCUCCUAAGAAAAGCCAACAAGAGUACCCAAGAGCUCGACAAGAGUAUCCAAAAAUACUGGACUGAGGUAGCUGAAAAACAACAUAGUUCAGUCUUCGUGGAUGCAUAUAAUCAAAUUGCAGAGGUAUUUUUCUCAAGCUAUGACUACUUACCUCAAAUUUUCAAAAUGGUUUUUCUCUAUUUGGGAGCUUUCCCCCCCUAUACAGAUAUUAAUCCAUACUAUCAAGUAUGGUGUGUGAGAGCGGAGGGGUUUUUGGAAUACAUUGGAAAACAAAAUUUGGAUGAGGUUAUGGAUAAAGCAGAGACUAUGGAUUACUUUCUGUCCAAUAUCAUCACUGUGCUUGCUGAUAGUUAUCAUCUUCUUCUAUUCGAUUAUGAUCAAGUAUCUUGGUUUUCAAAUACCAUAUGCCGUGUGCAUUCUUGCUGGCAGCACUUGUGCAAGAAAGAAGCUAGUAAAAUCAAGUUUUUGCAUGUUUUACAAAGUUGCGAGGAAGUUAUAAAAGACCAACGUCGGUUGUGUACCCAUUCUAACUCUUUAUUUGCCAUGAAAGAAGUAUAUGAUUCAAUAAAAAGUGAUUGUUCAUCCACUUUACGUUCUCUCCUUUGCUAUGGUCCUCUCCACCCUUAUCCAGUGUCGAUACAUACCAUAGAUUUUAAGUUGCUCAGGGUACUAAAUGCUCUUAGUAUUCGAUUUUAUCAUAUUCCACCUGAAUUUCUAAAACUAGUUUGUCUAAAGUAUCUUGCUCUAAUUUGCAACAAAGAGCUCCCUGUAUCAAUAUCCAACCUUUUACACCUUCAAUUCUUGAGAAUCUAUUCAUAUGUGCACAUUAUAAAGCGUGGAGUUCUGCCAUAUAUGCCAAUGGAAAUAUGGGACAUGCAAAACCUACAACUUCUUGAAGUCGCAGCAAGAGACUUACCAACCCCGAAUUCUGAUUCUAAUGCUAUGUUGGAAAAAGUCUGUAAUAUUAUAGGCGUGGGUACAAAGAGUUGCACUAUAGAAAUUCUUAAAAGAAUCCCGAACUUAAUGCUUCUAUGCAUUGUUAGUGUUAGGAAGCCUUAUGAUGAAGAUGAUGAUAGCAACUCAUUAAGUGGCUUGGCUAAUAUCUCAGAGGAACUCCAGAAUUUGAUAUGUCUUACAUACAAUGUAGUAUACCCAGUAAUGAAGUGGAAGAGUAUGGUUCCACUUUCAAUGUUCCCAUCAAGUCUUCAAGCAUUGAGUUUGAGUGGUUUAGGGUAUCCUUGGCAGUUCAUGAACGAGAUUGGUUCGAUGCUACCAAAUCUUAGUAACCUCAUACUAAAAGAUUAUGCCUUUCGAGGGCCAAAGUGGGAUAUAGAAUCGAGUUGUUUUUCGAAGCUUGAGGGCCUAGUAAUUGAGGACUCUGAUUUGGUGGAAUUGAGAGCUCAAGAUGGAAGCCUCUGUUGGCUUAAGCUCAUAAGCCUGCGAUACUGCUACAAAUUGAAACAUCUCGAUUGGUUGUGUGGUUGCUAUUGGGAAACACCUGUGAUCGAAUUAGUCGACUGCAAUCCCUUAGUUUAUGCAUCUGCCGAGGAAAAAUUAUCAGAAUAUCACUUUGAAAUUCGUAGCCACCGUUCUUAUUUGUGAUGAGAAGUCGCAGGCAAAUGAGAGAAGAUAAUGGGUCAGAUGUCACAUUAUCCCAUCAUUUCAAGUGUAUUAUCAUGUUGUUUCUGUUAUGAAACCUGAAUGUUGGAUUGGACAAUGUUUGUAACCAAAAACUAUUCAGUUAAAUUUCUGUUAAAACAUUACAUGCUGCUUUUCUCCAUAGUUCAA
This is a messenger RNA of Salvia hispanica, 2908 nucleotides long. RefSeq lists its product as uncharacterized. Gene Ontology annotation, molecular function: protein binding; ADP binding. Gene Ontology annotation, biological process: defense response to other organism. The record is from RefSeq and is a predicted model, not a curated record. NCBI's taxonomy places the organism in Eukaryota, Viridiplantae, Streptophyta, Magnoliopsida, Lamiales, Lamiaceae.